This is a messenger RNA of Entamoeba dispar SAW760, 2436 nucleotides long. RefSeq lists its product as uncharacterized. The record is from RefSeq and is a predicted model, not a curated record. The transcript has a single exon. NCBI's taxonomy places the organism in Eukaryota, Evosea, Mastigamoebida, Endamoebidae. The coding region runs from base 1 to 2436 and encodes 811 amino acids.
AUGGAUUUAGAAUCAUUUGAAGUUGUACCUAAUGUAAAUCAAUUUGUGUUAGAAACGUUAUCAGAUAAAGAGCUUGGACUUAUUAAGAAAGUCAAUGAAUUAAUUCAUGGAACACCAACAGAUAUUAAUAGAGGAUAUCAAUUUUUACAUGACGGAAUAGCCCGUCCAACAUUUGUACAAUUAUUACUUAAAGUAAAUCCAGCAAUGUACCUCUACCCACUCCAAACUAAACCUAUUGGUGAUUGUACUUCUGUCAUCAAUUUAGUAUUAAGCUUUAUCUACCAAAUGCUUCAAACUGUACCCAUUGAAUACAGUGAUUUGUUAAUGAAUCCAAAAGCUAAUUUAGCAAUGUCAUUUAGAAUGUUGUUAAGUGAUCAUACACUAAUUGGAACACACCAACUUGCAUUAGAAGUAUUAAAUCAAUUACCUGUUAAUGACUCAUUGAUAGAACUUAUUGAGCCAUUAUGUCAACUAACUACAACACAACACAUCUCUCUUAGUGUACAAUUAUUAAAAAGGAUUCUAACAACAAAAGAAACUUCAAAUUGUUUUAUUCAAUUUAAAUGUAUGAAAUACAUUAACUUAGCAUUAUUUACCUCUAACUCUAACGAGAAAAUGACACUUAUUGAAAUACUUGUUUCCUUGUUUAAAGGUUGUGAUGAUUCUUCUAGAAUUGCAAUUGCCAAAGAAGUUAUUGAUAGUGACAUACUAAAACAUGGAUAUUCCAUUUUCACAUGUGGGUCAUUAGAAAUGAAGACAGAAUUCAUUAAAUUCAUUAUUCAUGUAUCAUAUGCUGAAGAAUCACAAGAAGAUAUAAUUAAAAGUGGAAUUCUUCCUUUAGUGAUAUCAUUGUUAAGUGAACAAGAUACAAAAACAAUCAUUUCAAUUAUGUUAUUGAUACAAUCAAUGACUGAAAAUCAUAAUCAUAUUGAGGAGUUCAUAGGAGUAGGAAUAGUGUCAUAUAUCAGAAAAAUUCUUCAGAGAUAUCCAGAAUCAUUAGAACAAAAAGUAGUUAUUAUAAUAAUGGAUGUAUUAUUAAAUAUUAGUACAAAUGAAAGGAUAUUAGAUGAACUCAUACUAUUUAAAGUAGAUGAAAUUAUUGAAGAUGUUUUGAAGAACCAAGUUGUUGAUCGUGUGAGAGAACCUAGUAUUACAAUUAUAACAAGAAUUAAAGCAUAUCAUAAUCGGAUUAGUUUAAUUAAUGAUCCAAAUUCUCAAGAACAAUAUGAAGCACAUGAAUUUUUAGGACGAGUAAUUAAUAUUUAUAAAUACAAAUUACAACACAUUGAUGAAACAAGUCAAGAAGGUAAAUUAAUUAAUAAUCGAAUUGUUAUUUUAAAAACUAAACAAAAUUUCUUUGUUCAACAAUACAAUAAAGAAUUUGAUAUUAGUAGUUUACAAAUUGACAAUGUUGAAACAUUAAAUUUGGAUAUAUAUUUAAAUGUAUCAGAAUCAUUAGAACAUUGUAAUGAAAUAUUACCUAAACCAAAGAUGGAGAUUAUUCAAAUUAGUGGAAUUGAAAUGCAAGAUUUAGAAGAAUUCUACUUUCAUCAAUUAAACACUAUUAUUAAGAAAAAUACAGAAAUACAUAUCUUUAAAUCAGAACAAAAAUAUCUUAAUAUUAUUGAUCAAUUUGUUAGUGGAUUAAUUGAUCCAUUAAGUGAAAUAUGCAGUACAACAGAAAAACAAACAUAUUUUAAUGUUAUUGAGAAAAUUCAAACAAUAAUUGCUCAAAUUCAAGAUAAUAUUCCUGUUGGUUCAAAAUUUGAUAUCUUUUUAGAAAAAUACUUGGAUGGAUUAUCAAAUAAUGCUCUAUAUAAAACAUAUGCAAUCUUUAUUAAUGCACAAGAUAGAAAUACAUUUGAAUAUCCAUUAAAAAUAGCUGAAUUAGUUGAUGCAUAUGAAAAAGAAGGAAUGAAAGUAUUUGAUGUUAUGGCUAUUAUAUAUCAACACAUCACAAUGCUUCAUGAUUAUUUUGAUAUACUUAUAUUUACUCAUAAAUAUUCACCAUAUAUUCAACUUAUAGAAAAAUGCAAAGAAAAAAUGAAAAUAGGACAAGAAGCAAUGAAAACUAUCACUGAAAAAAUUAAUCUAAAUUACCUUUCAAUUUCAUUAAAGAAAAUAAAUAAUCAAUAUAAUGAUGAUAUUAAAAAAUUUGAGAAAGUAUUGUUGAGGUAUCAUGGAUUAUAUUGGGUUACAAUGAUUUUAGUUGAUAAUAAUCUUAUAUUCCUUACAAAAAUGGAUAAAGGUUAUAAAAUAAAUCAAGUAUUUGAUAUGAAUAAAAUGGAAUUAAUUGGAGUAAUGCAAAGUGAAAGAAAUAAUAAAGCAAUAUUUACAGUUGAUGGAGAAUCAACAGAUAUAAUUUUUUUCUUAUCUCAACAAUUAUUUGAUUGGAAAAAAGUUUUUAGAGAAAUUAUUAAAGGAACUAUAUAUUAA